Messenger RNA from Symbiodinium pilosum, 678 nucleotides. The record is from the annotation of a GenBank genome assembly. NCBI's taxonomy places the organism in Eukaryota, Dinophyceae, Suessiales, Symbiodiniaceae.
AUGAACCAGGCGCGCACGCUGCAGCUCUUGUCAGCCCUCGACGUCACAGUCAACGCCUCGGAAACAGGUGGCGUGCUAGGCGAACUCUCCGUGGAGACUCCCACGGGGUCCCUCAAGGUCGUGGCAUUGUCACCGGAGGCGGUGCUUGCCGCAGGCUCCGUUGACAUCCCUGCCGGUCCAGCCAAAGUACAGUUGCCUGCGGACGUGCUCAUGCAGGCGGCCGAGCUUGCUGCGCAGUCAGGAGCCGGGCAACGUGUUAAAACAAAAACACAAGGGGCUUCCACUGAACACUUCGACAGAAAGCAAGGUUGUCACUUGCCCAACCUUCCAGGCAUCUCCGGGCCCAUCCUGCUGAGCCUCACCAGCAUCUCAGAAGCCACGGCCAGCAAGCUCUCGGAUGCGCGUGUGGAGGGUGAGGUUACAGCACAGCUGCAGUCGCAACCUCUGAGCCUGAACCUGCGUGGAAGUGACGGUGCCGCGCUGAAACUGAGCCGGCUGAGAAAGGCGAUAGAACUGGUGCUCUCUGUCAGAGACGAUCAAAACGUUUCCUGUGCCUACUGGGACGAAGCAACGAGCCGUUGGUCCCUCCAAGGACUCACAGAGGUCUUGGAGACCAAAACAGUCAUCCUUUGCAAAGUGGCUUUUGAUCUUUAUUCGCUGAAAUGGAGAAUGCUGUAG